Lycium barbarum (goji berry) is the source of this 2212-nucleotide messenger RNA. Its product is annotated as ABC transporter I family member 1. The record is from RefSeq and is a predicted model, not a curated record. Gene Ontology annotation, biological process: cytochrome complex assembly. The coding region runs from base 962 to 1651 and encodes 229 amino acids. Gene Ontology annotation, molecular function: ATP binding; transmembrane transporter activity; ATP hydrolysis activity. The transcript is spliced from 2 exons. Lineage: Eukaryota; Viridiplantae; Streptophyta; Magnoliopsida; Solanales; Solanaceae.
AAAAAAAGAGAGAAUAAAAUCUAACCUAGGUAAUGGUGACUGUAGCAGCAACCGAGAGAAAGAAUCAGUUAGGGUUUUCUUUUCUAUUUUGACUAGUUAGUAAGAUUUGCUUAUUAGGUGGUUUUAAAUUAAAUUAAAUAAUCUUUUCAGAUUUGUUUAAUAAAAGGAGAAAGCAAAUCAAAACCUAGUGGGAAUGGGUAUUGUCUUUUGUUCAAUUGGCAAGCAAGAACCCCGGCUUGAGUUACAUGACAUCCUACGUGGCAUCUCGCGUAUGUUUAGGGGACCGACUUGGUUAUUUAAACAAAGUUGAGGUGUAAUGAAAAGAAGAGUGAAGCGAGCGAAUUGAAGGGGAAGGGGGAGCUGUGAGGAGGAUGUGGAGCAAUGCUUUUUCAGUUUCUCUAAAUGUGCUUCUAUGACAAGAAAUUCCAUAUGAGGGAAAUUAAUCUAUCAUUUGUAAAUCCAGUGACUCGGUAGCAUUCGAGAGUGUUGCAAAUAGCAAAUAAAUGAGAAAGAUCCUGAAUUCCUUCCUCUUUCUCAUUUUUCUUUUCUGUAUUGUUUCUUCGCAUCUUGUGCUAAAACACAUCAAUUUAACUGAUUCUGCUGCUUUCUUCACGCCUGAUUCGAAGUUCCUUUCAAUGGGGAUCCUAUUAAUUGGUGGAGUUUAUAGAGUAUGUUAGUUUUUAUUCGCAUAUGUAGCUAAGUGCUCAUGAUGCUUUGAUUUAGCAUUAUCUCUUUCUGUUGUGAACUUGACUGGGUACAUUUUUAGAGCCGCUGAAACUGAUGAAGUUUUCUACUUUUGCUUUAAUUUUCAGAAUUGCAGAAUUUUUCUUGCAAUUUCUUCUUAGUUCUCGCAAGAGUCAAAAGAGCAUCAGCGGCCUUUUAUUUCUUUUUACUCUCCGUGGUUGCUCAAUCAGGGAAGUUUUAUAUCCAGUACUGGUCUUGGUCCUUCAUUCACUUGGCAAUGUCUCUGCGUAGACCUCCACUUCCUCGGCUUCUGCUUAACAAUGUGUCUUGCAUGAGAAAUGCUCAACAAAUUUUGCGGCACGUAAAUGUUUCCCUCCAUGAUGGUGGUGCCCUUGUACUAACAGGCACUAAUGGCUCUGGUAAAUCUACAUUCUUGCGCAUGUUAGCUGGUUUCUCGAAACCAUCAGCUGGUGAGAUACUCUGGAAUGGUCACGACAUCACUGAUUCAGGUGUUUUUCAACAGUACAAACUUCAGCUCAACUGGCUUUCUCUGAAGGACGCUAUCAAAGAGAAGUUCACGGUCCUUGACAAUGUUCAAUGGUUCGAAGUUCUUGAAGGCAAGCAAGGUAGGUCUCUGCCAGCUUUGGAGCUUAUGGGGCUUGGAAGAUUAGUACACGAUAAAGCACGGAUGCUCUCUAUGGGUCAAAGGAAAAGGGUACAGCUGGCCAGAUUGUUGGCAAUUGAUCGUCCUAUUUGGUUGCUUGAUGAACCUUCAGUGGCAUUGGAUGACGAAGGUGUGAAAUUGCUAGAGUAUAUUAUCGCUGAGCACAGAAAAAAGGGCGGUAUCGUCAUUGUCGCCACCCAUUUGCCAAUCGAGAUUGAGGAUGCAAUGUUUUUAAGACUGCCACCACGGUUCCCAAGAAGGAUGACAUUGGUAGACAUGCUCGAUCGAGGUGGCCUCGACUGAUCUUUCAGAAGAUAAGAGUCCAUAUCUAAAGAAAACUGUGCAAUAAAUUCAAAAGCGUGUGUAUGUGCCAAGUUUUCUUGUAGUGGCAUCAAAGUUUGCACUUUUCUUUCAUUCUUGAUGGUUGCAAGAAUUUCUCUAGGACGUAUAUAUUUAAAUGUUUAGGAUUAGCUUCAAUAUCUUUACUUUGUUAGUUCCUCCUCAAUUUACAUUUCAAUUUGCACAUGCCCUCCGGCUUUGGUCUAAUGGUAAGAGCCGCAACACGGGAUGUGUGGAUUAGACGUAUAUCACGAGUUUGAACUUGUCCGAGACAAAAGCUUGAUAUUUAAGCGGCAAAGGACAGAGGGGUGAUUCAUUAUCCGUCCAGUUUCUAACCGUGCGCCGGCUGGCACUCGGGCAUUUCUUGGGUUAUCAAAAAGAUGUGUAGAUAGCACCUUGCAUCAGAUUAUCAGAUGUAGUGCUCUCAUAUACAACAUGUCAAAUAGCUUAAUUGUUUGUAUGCUAGUUGAAGCAGAGAAUUAGUAGAAGAUGCACAGUUAGAUAUCUUAUAAUUAUCUUGACUUA